AUGGAGGAUCUUUACGACACUCCACCGAAGAAGCUGGAUACUUUCAUCGAAAAAUAUCUCCAGCCCAAUAGCAGCUUCCUGGAAGAAAUGAACAGGGCUGUCGAUAGCAUAUGUAGGUUCCUCAAGGAGUAUUGCUUCAGAGAUGCAUCCUGGCGGCCCCAAUCCCGGCGGCCCCGUGUGUUGAAGGUAGUCAAGGGCGGCUCAUUGGGGAAAGGGACGGCCCUGAAAGGCCGUUCGGAUGCCGACCUGGUGCUGUUCCUUGACAUCUUCAAAGGCUACACAGACCAGGAAAGGGACCGGAAACAGAUCAUCCAGGAGAUCGGCAAAAGGCUCGGAGAGUGGCAGCGGGUGGAACAGAGAUAUUUUGGUGUUUGGAUUGAGUCAACGAAGUGGGAGAAUCCACGGGUGCUCAGCUUCACGCUCCAGUCCCAGGACUUAAAAAUUGAAUUUGAUGUGCUACCAGCCUACAAUGCUAUCGAUCAGUAUUACAAGCCUGACCCCCAAGUGUACGUCGAGUUGAUAGAGGCGAACAGUCGUCCUGGGGAGUUCUCCAGCUGCUUCACGGAGUUACAGAAGAAAUUCAUUUCUCGACGUCCCACCAAGGUGAAGAGUCUCAUCCGCCUGGUGAAAUACUGGUAUAAGAAGUGCCAAAAGAAGGCAUCACUCCCCCCCAAGUAUGCUAUGGAGCUGCUGGCUAUCUAUGCCUGGGAACAUGGAGGUCAAAGGACAAAUUUUGACAUGGCGGAGGGGUUCCGGACGGUUCUUUGGCUCAUUGAACACUACCAAGAGCUCUGCAUAUUUUGGACGACCUACUAUGAUUUUGAGAAUGAGACCAUCAAACGACACCUGCAGGAGCAGCUCCGGAAAUCCAGACCAGUCAUCCUGGACCCGGCUGAUCCAACAGGGAACUUGGGACAAGGGUACCGCUGGGACCUUCUUGCGCAAGAAGCUAAAAUGGCUUCUUCUCGGAUAUGUUCCAACCUGGUUGCCCCUUGGAGUGUUCCGCAGCAAGCCAGAGUGAUGCUGGGCUUGUCUGCUUGGGCCAGUGUCUUCUGCCAGCUGUGA
Molecule: messenger RNA, 1065 nt
Organism: Hemicordylus capensis (graceful crag lizard)
Lineage: Eukaryota; Metazoa; Chordata; Lepidosauria; Squamata; Cordylidae
Product: 2'-5'-oligoadenylate synthase 1-like
Exons: 6
Coding region: 1-1065 (354 amino acids)
Biological process (GO): negative regulation of viral genome replication; defense response to virus; regulation of ribonuclease activity
Cellular component (GO): cytosol; nucleoplasm; membrane
Molecular function (GO): 2'-5'-oligoadenylate synthetase activity; double-stranded RNA binding
Source: RefSeq, a predicted model, not a curated record